ACGGGCUGGACGCGUCCGCUUGGUACAACGGCCGGUGCACCGGAGGACUGACCCGGGGACUACAAGACCGGGAAGGCGGCUGACAGGCGUUCACAGCGAGACUCUCCCCGGGGACAACGCUCCUGCCAGAAAACCGCGGCGAAAAGCAGCGAAGCGAGCGGUCGACGAUCCGCUGCUUCUCCUUCCUCUCAUCUCUCCUCUCCUCCUCUCUCCUCCGCCGCAAGAGAAACACCGAGGCGUCAGCGAUGUCGCUGCUAAACGUGUAGGAUUUAUCCCCGCGGUCCUUUUUGUUUUGUUUGUAUCGACUGUAAAUACGCCCGAGCAGAGACCCGACGCGGCGGCAGCGGGGUUCACUAUGGUUCUCCUGGGGGUGCGCGACAGGAGACGUCUCCGCGGCUGCUGUGUGGGGACGCUGUGCUUGCAGCUGCUGCUGUGGAUUUUAUGCGCGGUGAACGGCGAGGAGCAGCCGUUCAGCGUCGAGUCAUGGCUCCAGAGGUACGGCUACCUUCCUCCCGCAGACCCCAGGAUGUCGGUGCUGCGUUCUGCUCGAGUCAUGCAGUCCGCUAUCGCUGCCAUGCAGCGCCGCUACGGCCUCAAUGUCACGGGCUCUCUGGACAGCAGCACGAUAGGCGAUAACACGAUAAGGUGGAUGAAGAAGCCAAGAUGUGGGGUCCCUGACCAGAUAGGAGGCGCAUCCAAAUUCAGUGUCAGGAAACGGCGGUACGCCCUCACCGGACAGAAGUGGCAACACAAACACAUCACGUACAGCAUAAAGAACGUGACGCCCAAAGUGGGCGCGGAAGAGACCCACGACGCCAUUCGCCGGGCCUUCGACGUCUGGCAAAAUGUGACGCCGCUGCGCUUCGAGGCGGUGCCCUACAGCGAGCUGGAGCGCACCAAGAAGGACGUGGACAUCACCAUCAUCUUCGCUUCGGGUUUCCACGGCGACAGCUCGCCGUUUGACGGCGAAGGCGGCUUCCUGGCCCACGCCUACUUCCCAGGGCCGGGAAUAGGGGGCGACACACACUUUGACUCGGACGAACCGUGGACACUGGGCAACCCCAACCAUGACGGUAACGACUUGUUCCUGGUGGCGGUCCAUGAGCUCGGCCACGCACUCGGCCUCGAACACUCCAACGACCCCACGGCCAUCAUGGCUCCUUUCUACCAGUACAUGGACACCGACAACUUCAAACUGCCCAUGGACGACCUGCUGGGCAUCCAGAAGAUUUAUGGGCCUCCUGAUAGACUUCCCCAGCCCACCAAGCCGUUGCCGACGGCGCCCCCUCCCCGCUCCCUUCCUCCAUCGGACCCCCGGAAACCGGACAGGCAGACACGACCUCCGAGGCUGCCCCCAGGAGACAGGCCGUCCCACCCAAACGCUAAACCCAACAUCUGCGAUGGGGGCUACAACACCCUUGCCAUACUGAGGAGAGAGAUGUUCGUCUUCAAGGAUCACUGGUUUUGGCGGGUGAGAGAUAACUCGGUCAUGCCGGGAUACCCCAUGCUCAUCAGCGUCUUCUGGAGAGGCCUCCCGCCCAAGAUAGACGCCGUCUACGAGAACAGCGAGGGCAAGUUUGUCUUCUUCAAAGGGAAACAGUUCUGGGUGUUUAAGGACACGGUGUUGCAGUCUGGAUACCCCAAGGACAUCUCCCAGUUCGGCCACGGCAUGCCGGCCCAGAGCAUCGAGACCGCCGUGUGGUGGGAGGACGUGGCCAAGACCUACUUCUUCAAAGGGGACAGGUACUGGCGUUACAAUGAGGAGAUGAGAACCAUGGACCCCGGCUAUCCCAAGCCCAUCACAGUGUGGAGAGGCGUGCCCGACUCGCCACAGGGGGCCUUCGUCGACAAAGCCAACGGGUUCACCUACUUCUACAAGGGUAAGGAGUACUGGAAGUUCAACAACCAGUUCCUGCGCGUGGAGCCGGGCUACCCGCGCUCCGUCCUCAAGGACUUCAUGGGCUGCGAGCUGACCCCCGUCGCCCCCGCCCGGCCGCCCGCCGACGACGGCAGCUCGGACGUGGUGAUCGAGCUGGACGACGAGGCCAACGCGGUGAAGGCCAUCGCCAUCGUCAUCCCCUGCGUGCUGGCGCUGUGCCUGCUGGUGCUGGUCUACACCGUGGUGCAGUUCAAGAGGAAGGGCACGCCGCGCCACAUACUGUACUGCAAGCGCUCCAUGCAGGAGUGGGUCUGACACGGUGGGAAGGUGGGGCGGGGGGGGAGGGGCGACCACGGGACGACAGCCCCCACUUUCACGGAGGAGGACGGUGGACUCUGGACAUCCGGUGUGACAACACGCAGCCACGCCUCCUCCUCCUGAGGGCCAUGUGGUACCUCAGAACCAACCAGCGUGACCCCAGGACUUCGACGUGGACUCCGCUAACCCUCAGCCUUUUUAACAAACGGGGGAGCAGAGGGACAGUUCGUGGGGGAUCUUUUCCUGAUGUGACAGUCGGUCCCAGUAGAAAACGAGGAGGACCAGUAUCUCUUUGUAUCUCAGAAACUUGACUUCCGAUCCCCGUUCCUCUUUUUGUUUUCUCUUCGCCAGACUGCUCUUAAUCAGAAGGAGGACUCACACGGGGGACGCCCCGCCCCCUCUUUCCACGGGGCGCUGCAUUGUCAUCCGUCAUAUCAGGUUGUUGACGAAACAACGGUUUUAUAUUUUCUGAUCUCGGUGCCCCCCACGUCGAUUCGUAAAAAGAUUUACAGUCUCAGACAAACACAAGUUAAUUACAUGACCAACCUUCAAUUCCUUUUCUGUCGGUUUCUUAAUCCUUUUAUUUUCAGUCUUUUGAGUCAGGAGGUCCUCACUGUUCCCUUUAACACGCUCCGGAGGAAGAGACCAAACGAAACCAAAUAAAAUCAAUUUCUCUCCAAAGAGGAUUACAUUUUUAUUUCAUUUUGUCUUCAUUUCUGUUCAUCCUUUCUUCCCCUCUCUGUAUCCACGCAGCGAUAGAGAGUCAGGGAGCUCUGACUGUUGUGGCAGUCUGUCUGAGACACAGGGGCCAAAUUAUUCUGCAAUAUUUUAACUCGCCUUAAUUAUCGAUCAUUCUACUUGUGCUUCGUUUUGCUGUUCUUGGAGGGUUGUUUUGUAUACCGCUUUUGUUUUAAUUUGUUGUUUGUAAUUGUUUAUUUCAUGGUUUUCAUUAUGUUACCCAGAGUUCUCAGCACUGGCUUGCUGAGCCAUUCUGGACAUAAUAUACAGUAGAGUCCGCCUGUAUUGAGAGUAAUGUAUUGUAUCUUAAGAAGACGUAGGAAGGUUCUGGAGUAAAGCCACUAUUUGUGUGUGUUAAGAUAUGUGUUACCGUUUCUUUAAUCAUUUCCAUACGACAUAAAUCAGGCUAAUUAUGAGCUUGAGAGCUUAUUAUUGGAUUUUCUGAUGAUAUUUUGUGUCCUCAGCCCAUAUUCCCGUCAGUUAGAAGACGUGUGCAUCCAAAAUGGUGACUGUAUGGUUAUUCAACCAUUUCCUAAAAUAAUCCUGUUGACUGCCUUGUUUGAGGGAGCUCACAGUUCCCAGAAUGCUCUCGCCUCCUGACUGAGGACCCACGGAGUGAGACACCGAGUCGAGAUCAGUGCCUGUGUCGACGUGCAUGAAGCAUUUACUGUCCAUCCAGUUGGUUCUGCUCGGCGUGGCUUUGUUACCCCUCAAAGGCAGAGGAGGACGUUUCCUCUUAAAAAUACUGUUUCCAUUCAUUGUUGUACAUUCAAAGUGUACCCUUCCCCCCCCCCCCUCCUUCUCCUUACCUCCUGGUACAUUGAAUACCCGGGGAAAAAAAAACUUUAAAAGAUUCAAGUGGUACAUUGUGGAAAUCUUUGAUCGAUCUGAUGCGUUCUGAUCAAAUCUAAUUGGCUUCAGUAGCCAAGUGAGCCGACGUGGCGUCACGGCGAGCGCUCUCUAAAUGUGUCUGUUCUCAUGAAUCGCAUUCUGCUUUUUUUUUUUUUUUUCCUGUUUUCCGGUCAAAACAAAUUGGACAUCUCACAAUGACUUCUUUGUGUAAGACUUUGGGACAACGGGGAAACGUGUCCUGACAGAAUGAAUAAAUUGAUCAAUAUAUGAUUAAGAGCUG
Messenger RNA from Pseudoliparis swirei, 4067 nucleotides. Its product is annotated as matrix metalloproteinase-16-like. The transcript has 11 exons. Gene Ontology annotation, biological process: proteolysis; skeletal system development; collagen catabolic process. Lineage: Eukaryota; Metazoa; Chordata; Actinopteri; Perciformes; Liparidae. Bases 356 to 2194 code for a protein of 612 amino acids. Gene Ontology annotation, cellular component: extracellular matrix. The record is from RefSeq and is a predicted model, not a curated record. Gene Ontology annotation, molecular function: zinc ion binding; metalloendopeptidase activity.